Sinocyclocheilus rhinocerous is the source of this 261-nucleotide messenger RNA. Its product is annotated as low-density lipoprotein receptor-related protein 4-like. Gene Ontology annotation, molecular function: protein binding; hormone binding. The record is from RefSeq and is a predicted model, not a curated record. Gene Ontology annotation, biological process: receptor-mediated endocytosis. The transcript is spliced from 2 exons. The annotation marks the transcript as partial. NCBI's taxonomy places the organism in Eukaryota, Metazoa, Chordata, Actinopteri, Cypriniformes, Cyprinidae. Gene Ontology annotation, cellular component: apical plasma membrane; plasma membrane; signaling receptor complex.
AAACUCCUCCAUGUGCAUCGGAUCAGUUCCUGUGUGGAAAUGGCCGCUGUAUUGGUCAGCGUAAGGUUUGUAAUAACAUCAAGGACUGUGAAGACGGGACUGAUGAGCAUCCACACCAGGACUGUCGCUCCAAGUCAAGUGAAGAAAACUGUAAUGUUAACAAUGGAGGCUGCUCGCAGAAAUGCCAGAUGUCUCGAGGUCUGGUGCAGUGCACUUGUCACACCGGCUACACGUUAACUCAGGACGGGAAGACAUGCAGAG